CUGUAGCCACCAUGCCAGGGGAGACCUGGGUGCUGUACCUGCUGCUUCUGCUGGGGCUGGGGCUGGGGACCCAGCAGACCCUCCCACCACCCUGUGAAAGCAAGAUCUACUGCCAUGGGGAGCUCCUGCACCACAUCCAGAUGGCCAAGCUGUAUCCUGAUGACAAGGAGUUUGUGGACAUGCCAAUGUCCAGAGCUCCAGAACAAGUCCUGCAGAGCUUCAAUGAGCUGGCAAACACCCACGACUACAACAUUCCCCGAGAGCGGCUGCUGGACUUUGUCAAGACCAACUUCCAGCCCAAGGGGCAGGAGCUGGAAGCCUGGAACCCUGCAGACUGGAAAGAUAGCCCCCACAUCCUGCAGAAUAUCUUGGACCCCAAGCUGCGGGCCUGGGCAGGGCAGAUGCACCAGCUCUGGAAGAAUCUGGGCAAGAAGAUAAAACCAGAGGUUGGUGCCAAACCCGAGCGAUUCUCCCUCAUCUACUCUAAACACCCCUUCAUUGUGCCUGGUGGCCGCUUUGUUGAAUUCUACUACUGGGACUCCUACUGGAUUGUGGAGGGUCUGCUCCUCUCUGAGAUGUCUGAGACUGUGAAAGGCAUGCUGCAGAACUUCCUGGAUCUGGUGCAAACCUACGGACACAUCCCUAAUGGAGCCCGAGUGUACUAUCUGCAGCGGAGCCAACCACCCCUCCUGAGCCUUAUGAUGAACAGCUAUCUGACUCACACCCAGGACAUGGCCUUCCUCCGGAACAACAUUGAGACCCUGGCCAUGGAGCUGGACUUCUGGGCCAAGAACAGGAGUGUGUCUGUGAGCUCAGGGGGAGAGAACUAUGUCCUCAAUCGGUAUUCCGUCCCUUAUGGGGGGCCCAGACCAGAGUCCUACAGCAAAGAUGUGGAGCUGGCCAACAUGGUACCUGAAGAGCAGCGGGAGAUGCUCUGGGCUGAGCUCAAGGCCGGGGCUGAGUCUGGCUGGGACUUCUCUUCUCGCUGGUUCCUUGGAGGCAAAAACCCCAACUCACUUAGCAGCAUCCGAACAAGCAAAUUGGUGCCUGUGGACCUCAACGCCUUCCUCUGCCAGGCCGAGGGACUGAUGAGUGACUUCUACUCCAGGCUGGGGAAUGAAGCCCAAGCUGCUAAGUACAGAGCCUUGCGGGCACAGCGCAUGGCUGCCAUGCAGGCUAUCCUGUGGGAUGAGAAGAAAGGCGCCUGGUUCGACUAUGACCUUGAAAAGAAAGAGAAGAACCCAGAGUUUUAUCCAACCAACCUCACUCCUCUCUGGGCCAGCUGCUUCUCAGAUGAGACUGUGGCAGACAAGGCUCUGAAGUACCUGGAGGACAGCCAGAUCCUGACCUACAAGUUUGGCAUCCCAUCCUCUCUCCGUAACACAGGCCAGCAGUGGGACUUCCCCAAUGCCUGGGCCCCCCUGCAGGACCUGGUCAUCAGAGGUCUGGCCAAGUCUCCUUCACCUCAGACCCAGGAAGUAGCUUUCCAGCUGGCCCAGAAUUGGAUCCAAACAAACUAUGAAGUCUAUUCCAGAACAUCAGCCAUGUAUGAAAAGUAUGAUAUCACCAAUGGACAGCCAGGUGGUGGAGGGGAGUAUGAAGUUCAGGAUGGGUUUGGCUGGACCAAUGGAGUAGUCAUGAUGCUUCUGAACCACUACGGUGACCGGCUGAGGUCGGGGUCCUAGGCUCCAACUCCUGCAGCCCCGCUGACUUGCAGCUGCCCUUCUGCUCAGUCUCCUGUCACAGUGACCUCACUGCCCCAUGUGGCUUCACUCCCCUACCUGUCCCAGCUUCUAUUAAAGCUUUAGA
Molecule: messenger RNA, 1809 nt
Organism: Erinaceus europaeus (western European hedgehog)
Lineage: Eukaryota; Metazoa; Chordata; Mammalia; Eulipotyphla; Erinaceidae
Product: trehalase
Exons: 15
Coding region: 12-1685 (557 amino acids)
Biological process (GO): trehalose catabolic process
Molecular function (GO): alpha,alpha-trehalase activity
Source: RefSeq, a predicted model, not a curated record